UGAGCUAGAGAACAGCGUUGUCUAACAAGGUCUGGAAAAUGUCGCCUCAGCGAAAUGAGACCAAAUUCAUCAGAGACUAUGACACUCUGUGGAAGGAUCUGCUCAGUCUUCAAGAGAGGAAACCGUAGGAAGAACAGAGUCUGUGCUCACCCUCCAAAGGAAGGGGUACACCAGAGAAACAGUGGCUAUCCCCACCAGGAGAAAAAAGCAGAAACACAGACAGAGGAGCUGGAUGAAAAUGAAUCUCAGGUCUGUUUCUACAACUUGAGGAACCUCAGAGAAGGAAACAGCACUUCUCUGGUGCAGGAGGCAACUGACAACUUGUGUGCCUUGGCCAAGAUCAAGAUGGCUGGGGUCCUGCAAGCCAUCUGCAAAUAUCGCCAGAGCAUCCACAAGAUCUCUCCAAAACAUCGAUUGCGUAUUAAUCAGAUCCUACAGGUCGUGAUCAGAUCAGCCAGUAGCAUAAACUACAAACUAGCUAAUGUCAUCAUCAGACUGGCUGCUGAAGAUAUGCUGAGGACCACAGAUCUUCAAGAUCUGUAUCAGGAUGCUGCUGGCGACAUCCUGGUGGCUCUCUGGAAUCACUUUCCUGUGGAAGUGCUGACCAAGCUGCUGGAAGGGUUUCAAGGCCGACUGCUCCCAUACCGCAGCAUCCUCUGUGUUCUGGGGAAACUGGCAAACACAGCCUUUUCUGAGAGCGACUCCUUGAAGACUGCCAUUUGGGAGCAAAAGCUAGUGGAGUUUGUGGAACGGCUGUUGAUCGAUGUCACAGACAAGGCUUGCCUUGAGGAACUCAGGCGGGAGCUGCUGAAAGUGGACCCUGCAUACAACAGCCGAAGCCCUGAAAAGGUCUUCCUCUAUCAAUAUUAUGGCGCCAUAUUGCGUGCCUCAGAUGACUCUCAGCUGGUCGAAGAGCACCUCUACACUGUCCUGGCCAUGUCUCACAGGGGACCUUUUGAAGCGAAGGGCAUAGCCUCUGCCGUUGGCUUGGCUGCAUCUCGCCACCUCGAUGAAGUCUUUCAAGUUCUGGAAAUUUACAGCAAGAGUGCUCACAGUGAAGAGACCUAUACGUCAAACAGCAGCCAGUGCGGCAAGUGGAGCACCCUCCUCCUGUGCUAUGGACAAGUGGCCCUGAGCAUUAAAGAGGAAGUUCUCCCUAGAGCCGAGUUGAUUGUGUCCAAAAUGAUUGAGUACUUCACCAUCAACCCCUUGGACAUAAGUCUCAAGAAGAGCCUUUUGAUUGCUGUGCUGAUGUUCCUUGAGGCCAUUUCUGCGACAGGCAAAGCGCAGGAGAUACGGCUACACAUGAAAGCACCACUCGUGGAAUGCCUUAUCGUGCUGAUAGAAAGAGAACCCACGUCCAUUUUGGCCGACACUGUGCGUCAGGAUGCGAUGUAUAUCGUUAAGGAACUGAGCAAACUGAAGCCCCUCCUUGAGUCAGAAAAGAAAAACAUCCUCCUCUGUGUCUCUUUCAAAAGUGUCCUUGGUCUGGCUUCACUUGCCAGCCUUGAAGGGCAAUUAUCCGGGGUAGAGGAGGAGGCCGCUCAAGACAUCCAGGGCCUCUACUAUCAGACCAUGAACAGUUUCGAAGAGAUGCUGCAGGCUUUACUGUUGGAGAAUCCGUGUCCACUUGAGCUGAAGCACAUGAUGGAGCUCAUGGAACCAUGGAUAAGGUCAGCAUUAGACCAUGAGCGUGAGAGAGCAGUUGAGACGGCAAUGAAGUUUUUGAGAUUUAUAGCUGGCCAUGUCUUCUUCGAUCUGUCUCGGGAAUUCAGCAAGCUGGCCCACCUCACCGCAGUUCUGAUCGGUCUGUGCAAUGAUCCGGUGCAGCACGUCAGCUGCUGUGCGGUGCAAGGAGUCAGCUGCCUCUGUGAGGUUCUGUUACGCCAGAAGGAGCUCAAGGACCUCAAGCAGAAGAGGCGGAAGUGGUUUGGGAAGAGAAGCUCCAAGCCGGAGGAAGAGGAAAGCCUGUCUCUCCUGAGAGUCGACAGCAGCUGGCACGUUGCCACGCCUCACAGUGACCUGCUCUUCUCAUCUCAGCUGACCAACCUCCUGCUCUCUGUUCUGGAUAGCUUGAAAGGGUCUGACGCGGGGCUGCUGAAGGCGGCGGAAGAGGUCCUCAACGCUAUUGUGGAGAACCACGCCAUGAAGAUCAGAAGGGUGGAAGACGUCAUGGGGGCCAUCUACUGCUGCCUCCAGCUCGGCCAGUCUUCCUACUGGACCCGGAAAGUCGUGCUGAGGGCCUUGGGCUUCUUGUUGCCGUCUCACAUGGAGGAAGUGCUGCGAAGCUGCCUGUCCUUUUCAAUACCUGUGAACAGGCAUGCCAAUGAGCUCUGGACAGCCAUGGCUACUGGCCCCCAGGUGGCCACGCAGGUCCUGCAGCUCCUGCUCAAGAAUCUCCAGGUCAAGAAUCCUUUGGAGGGUGAUGAAGACAUCGCCACCAUGUCCUUAGCUGCCAUGAAUGUCAUCCACGAGACCUUCCGCAUUCCUGGGUACCGAACAGCCCUGGCAGAGAUGCACCUUCAGCUAUUCAUCCCUUUGCUCAAGCAGGUCCUUUAUGUGAUGCAGAUGAACUUGCCUGAUUCUUUGAAAGCCAGGCAGGACAUAAUCCUGAAAGAAAACCCUGAGGCACUCAGCUUCCAGAGCACUUCAGUCGAGAUAAUCAAGAAUCUUUUCUCAGUGGCUGGGGACUGGGUGGUGUAUGCCUGCAUUGAGUUCCAGCAAGGGUGGGUGGUUCUGAGCACUCCCCAGCAAUUCUUACAAGGCACACGCCUCCUGGCCAGGGCCAUGACCGAGUGUGACAGCCCACAGAUCCCAGGGAUCUUUGGAGAGGCCGCCCUCAUUCUUAACAGUGAGGAGGAUGAGCUGAAGAAGAUGACGGCUUUGGCUCUCGUGAUUGAGUUCCUCAAGAGUCCCUCUGCUGUCAAGAUGAUGAACCGGUUCAACCUCAAGGAGCAUCUUCAGGAAGGCAUGGCAGCCUCCAACCCGGUCAUCAAGGACCUCUGUGUGAAAGGGCUCUGCAGUUUUGUUUUCCAGCAAGAGAAGGUGAAGCUCCUGCGUGAUCAGCUGCCAGCACUGAUGGAGUCCGUGUUCAGCGGGCAGGAAGGGCACGUGCUUGAGGGGCUCGAGAGCAUCAGGACUGCCGUCUAUGAGAUGGAUGGGCAGGGGGUCGGGCCCCUCUGUGUGGACCUUGCUCUCAACGUCCGAUCUUUUUUUGAGGAUGAAAGAGCCGUCGUCCGGGCGAGCGCCUUCUCCUUGUUUGGGCAGCUGGUGGUGAGAGCCAAGGAAGCCGACAAGGCCGUCCUGAGGAAGGAGGUCGAGUACAGCCUGCUCCCACUGCUGCUACACUUGAAAGACCAGGAUGUCCGGGUUGCUCUGAGUUGCAAACUGACCUUCUUGCACUGCGGUGUCUUCCUGGGAUGGCCUCACCUGAAGCUGAUGUUCCGCAGCAUGGCCUGGGAGGACCUGCACAGCUGCCUGGUGGAUGCCUGGAAGUAUCUGAUGAGAAACAACCAUGACAACAUACAUGUUUUCAUAUCCCAGGCCUUGGAAUAUCUCCAUCAUCCCCGGACUGAAAUAAGGCACGCUGCAGCACGAUUCACCGGUUGCACUCUCAACUAUUACAGCUCAGAGCUAUCAAAAAACCUGGAACAGGAGGACAUCGUCUACCUGAACAAAGUUUUCCAGGAGAUGGAAUCGAGCCCUGAUCGAAGCAUGGUGCGCUUUGCCAAAACGUACCGGGUGGUUCUGCAGAAACUGUCUGUGAAGCGGAGGUUAGCUGGAGCUGGUGAGAAGGAUGGCCAAGACACUGAGAGCCGCGGUGGAGAGAAACAGCCCGGUGAAUGGGAAAGCCGGGCAUCCAGCCCGCUACUACUGUUGCGGCCAGAAUCCCCAUGGCCAGAAGGACCACCGAGGCUGGAAGGGACUGAUUUCCUUGGCAUGCAAAGCCCCAGGCGAUCCAGGCGACCACUCCUCCAGAGAGGUAACCCGUCUUGCGAACCCGGAGACCAAGACCAGGGGCUUUCACCAGAGGCUGCACCCAAGAGUUCCUCUUCCAGGAGGAGCACCAGCGCCGAAAGGAAGCCAAGCCCUGUGCCCCAAGGGGACCACCUGAGCCGGGGGGACAAUCGACCCUAAAGAAGGAGAAGCCCUACAGCUGUCCCCUUCAGCCUCAGGGCUACUGAGUAAGCAGGAGACGCCAAGGGCAUCAUCAUCAUUAUCAUCUGCUGCUGCUGCCACCAAUAUCACGACUAUAGUUCUCCAGAAGGAACAGAAACGAAGACUGAUCCUGACUUGAUGUUUUGUUCGGUUCUUCACUGGACUGAUACAUCCACUUAGGACAGAUACAACUGCCCAGAAGUUGCGCACUCUGCUUGGCACGCACCAGCACCAAAAGGUGUCAGGUUCUGUAACUCGUGUCCCCCCACUCUACUGUCUUUGACUGCGGCGAGGUUUUGGCCACAUCCUCAUGAACCAGUAUCUUGCGUGCUUGGGCAGGGGCUUAGCUCCACCAUGCCUCUGUCGUUGCACUUGAUAAACAAAACUUUAUGGAUCAAAUACCACUAACAGAACUUGAGAAAGCUGCCUCAUGGCCUUUCAAUGGGCAACGGCUUCCAGUGAUGUUUACUCAAGAGAGGUAACUAGCUAGUGCUGGUUGAACGUGUGUAAGGGUAGAGGGGGCCCCUCCUGAGACAGAGUACUCUGGGGUACAGGCAGCCCCUCAAAGGGUGUGUUGGGGGAUGUAGCGCCCACCCCACCCCCACCCCUUUAAAAAAGGGGGGGUUUCCAAGCCUUUUUUUGUAAUCACCGAAAGGCACUGCACUCUUCACCAGAGACGGCUGAACUCUCCUCCCCGCUUGGCUACCGGCCGCAGGUGGGCGGCUCCUGCAGGUGGGCAAGGGGGGGGGAGAUCAAAGGAGGGGCAAGAGGGCCGGAGGAGCCUUUCCAGCCAAAGAAUAGCACACACCCCUCAGCUUUUAUUACAGUCCCAGGAGCGCUGAUUUGGGCUGUAGUUAGAGUACAACUGGUACCAUCUGACUUAACUGACCCUGGCUGGGGGAGUUACUGGGAUUUAAAGUGCACCAACCUUUGGGCCCCGCUCCUGCCUCAUCUAAGGUGUUGUCCAGAUGGCCUCUGGUUUUGUUUGAAGGUGCUGGUGAGGGUACAGCAGGGCAUGCCAAGGCGUCAUUCAGAGUGAGGGCACCUGAAAAUCACCAGCCAGCUGGCGUGGCCCUGCAGUGACAGAGGAUGCCACAGGACACCAGUCCUCCCCACCUGCCCCCAAAGUCCAGCUGCCUGGCUAAAGCCAGCCUUCAUAAAUUGGACGGUCUGUGAAGAUAUGGUAGAGUUCAAAAUGUGGAUUUAAUGUUUCCUUACAGACUGCUUGAAGUUACAAGCUAGAUAUACCAGUUUAAAAAUAAAACAGUACCUCUACCCGCCGGAGUCACUUCAGUUUCUCCAAUAUAGGACGCUGUGCGUCAUGAGGCAGUGCAGCUUUCCUCCUGCCUCUUUAACUCCGGAGAAGGAGAUGA
Messenger RNA from Pogona vitticeps (central bearded dragon), 5531 nucleotides. The record is from RefSeq and is a predicted model, not a curated record. Lineage: Eukaryota; Metazoa; Chordata; Lepidosauria; Squamata; Agamidae.